This is a messenger RNA of Prorocentrum cordatum, 678 nucleotides long. Lineage: Eukaryota; Dinophyceae; Prorocentrales; Prorocentraceae. The record is from the annotation of a GenBank genome assembly.
CUGACGCGGGCCACCUCCGCCGAGAAUCUCUGCUCCUGGCCGCUUGGCCGCGGAGGCGCCCCCGCGGCGGAGGUGGUCGGCCACGCGGCCGGCACGCCGCCGGCAGGCGCGGCGGCGGACAUGGCCCAGGUGAUGAGCCUGGCGUUCCCCCGCUCGUCGGGGAGCAGCAGCGGCGGCGGCCAUCAGGGCGCGAGGCCGAAGCACGGCGGCCCCAGCGAGCUCCUCGGCUCCUCCGCGCUGCGCAUGGUGUGGCCGUCGGAGCGCCGGCAGGCCUCCGGCGCGGAGGCGGCCGCCGCGUGCCGGGAGGCCGCCGCGUCCCUGCAGGAGGCCGCCGCGCAGCUCCUGGGGGCGGCCACGGGCCUCGACGGCGGCGCGGGCGCCUCUGGCCACGGCGCGGGCGGCGAUAGGGCCGCUGCGCAGGAGCGCCGCUGGACCAGCGCCGCAGGCGCACCACGUUCUCAGGCGCCGGCGCGCCCACGGCCCGCGGCAGCCCGCCCACAGCGCGCACCGCCUCGGGGCUGCGCGUGUAACGAGGAGGCUGACCCACGUUGUCCAGACGCCGCUGGUCCAGUUCCACCCCUGCGGGCCGCGACGAGUGGCACACGCAUUGAGCGCAGGCGUAGUUUUGAUUGGCCCUUUAGCCAAUCGGCCUGCAACCCAAUGCACACCUGCGCCUAA